Molecule: messenger RNA, 8714 nt
Organism: Passer domesticus (house sparrow)
Lineage: Eukaryota; Metazoa; Chordata; Aves; Passeriformes; Passeridae
Gene: HDX
Product: highly divergent homeobox
Exons: 12
Coding region: 437-2524 (695 amino acids)
Biological process (GO): regulation of transcription by RNA polymerase II
Molecular function (GO): RNA polymerase II cis-regulatory region sequence-specific DNA binding; DNA-binding transcription factor activity, RNA polymerase II-specific
Source: RefSeq, a predicted model, not a curated record
CGUCCGGGCCGCGCUGAUCGCAGCGCGCCAUUGGCCGCUGUCUGCGCGCACGUCACGAUCAUGAUGAGAAUUAAUGAUCGGGGCCGCUGAUUUCAUUGUGUGACGCCGGGACCGACCCAGCCGAGCCCGGCCGAGCCCGGAGCCCCCCGCGCCGGCCCCGCGCUACACGUUGUUCUUUCUUUUGUGGCACUCCUCGAGAUGGAACUUGUUUCCAUUAGUUGCUAAAAAGGAAUGACCUGGCUUCACCAGGUCUCCCUGGAGAGAUUCCUGAUUUUGGAAUGCUGGAUGAAUGCCAAUGUGUUGCCAACCAGCUGGACACCUGGCUUCCCAAAAGCUCACAUGCUUGUUUGCUAAGCUUGGCAAGUCAAGAUCAAAAUGAAAUUAUGAUAAAAAUCCAUGUGGAUUUCUAACUUGGAGUCUGAGGUUCAAGACAAAGAUGAAUCUGCGUUCUGUAUUUACUGUAGAGCAACAAAGGAUAUUACAGCGUUACUAUGAAAAUGGAAUGACAAAUCAAAGUAAAAAUUGCUUUCAGCUCAUAUUACAGUGUGCACAAGAAACUAAACUGGAUUUCAGCGUGGUCAGGACGUGGGUUGGCAACAAGCGGCGGAAGAUGAGCAGCAAGAUCGCCGUGGAAUCUGGGGGCACCCCGCCAGGGACUGCCCCUGCCACUCCCUCCGUGCCCCCCGAAGCAGCAGUGAGAAAUGUGGUGAAUAUCGCUCGAUCCCAAAGCCAGCAAUCCUCUUGGACCUCUUCUAACAACGACGUGAUAGUGACUGGUAUCUACAGCCCUGCCAGCUCCUCGGGCCGCCCGGGAGCCGCCAAGCACACGAACGCCUCCGUGGCAGAGCUGCACAAAACCUCCAUCCCGCGGCUCCCGGGCAAGAGCGACGCAGACUUCCAGCAGCAGCACAUCCCUCUGGGGCGGCAGGUACCCCACUGUAAAAACGCUUCCCUCUUGGUGGGGGAAAAGACCAUUAUUCUAUCCAGGCAAACGAGCGUGCUCAAUUCUGCCAACUCCAUCUACAGUCACACGAAGAAAAGCUACGGCAGCUCCUCGGUGCAGACGGCGGAGCUGGUGUUACCUCAGAAACCCAUGAUUUGCCACAGGCCCUGCAGGGCCGAGCCCUUGGCGUGCCAGCGCCUGCACAAAGCCGAGCCCGCGGCCCUGGCGUCGCACGUGGCCCCCGGGCCGAGGGCUCACCCCAGGGACCCCGCGUGCGGCACCCAGAACCUGGAGAUCCGCGAGGUGUUCUCGCUGGCCGUCACGGACCAGCCGCAGCGGCUGGUGGCGGGGGGCGCGGCGCAGAAACCCCCCUCGCUGGAGGGCAGCUGCCUGUCCAUCGCCAUGGAGACGGGCGACGUGGACGACGAGUACGCCCGCGAGGAGGAGCUGGCCUCCAUGGGGGCGCAGAUCCAGAGCUACUCCAGAUUCUGUGAGGGCAGCGGCUCCGGCCGCGGGGACAACCAAAGCGCGGCCGGGCCGGGCCGCAGCGGGGGCUGUGGGGCACAGCUGGGCAGUGCCAGGGACGGGCCUGACAACCUCCUCUACCACAGCAGAGAGUUCCACCUGCCUGCACGGACCUCAUUGCACACUACGUCCAGCACGAUUUAUAACCCUGCCAACGCAGCCAGAAGUACCUUUUCUCCUCAUUUUACAUCUUCAAGUCAACUGAGGCUGUCACAAAACCAAAAUAAUUACCAGAUUUCAGGAAACCUUACUGUGCCUUGGAUUACAGGUUGUUCCAGAAAAAGAGCAUUACAGGACCGCACACAAUUUAGUGACCGAGACUUAGCUACCCUAAAGAAAUACUGGGACAAUGGCAUGACCAGCCUGGGCUCAGUCUGCAGAGAGAAAAUUGAAGCUGUGGCUGCAGAAUUAAAUGUUGACUGUGAAAUAGUUCGGACUUGGAUUGGGAAUCGAAGACGGAAAUAUCGUUUAAUGGGGAUUGAGGUCCCACCCCCUAGAGGAGGUCCUGCUGAUUUCUCUGAUCAGUCUGAAUUUGUUUCUAAAUCAGCACUUAAUCCAGGAGAGGAGACUGCUACUGAAGUGGGGGAUGAUAAUGAUAGGAAUGAUGAAGUAUCAAUCUGCUUAUCUGAAGGAAGCUCACAAGAAGAGACAAAUGAAGCUCUUCAAAAUGAAGAAAUUGGCCACAAAGACGAUGACCAGAAUCCAGUUUCCACUGAUAAUGUGAAAAUAGAAAUUUUAGAUGAUGAGGAGAGUGAUCUGAUCAGCAAUUCUGAAGUGGAUCAGAUGAGUUCUCUUUUGGAUUACAAGAAUGAAGAAGUCAGGUUCAUCGAGAGUCAGCUGGAGAGCCACAAACAGAAAUAUUUUGAGCUGCAGACGUUUACCCGGAGUUUGAUACUUGCAAUUAAAGCAGAUGAUAAGGAACAGCAGCAGGCUCUGCUUUCAGACUUACCUCCUGAGCUUGAAGAGAUGGAUUUCAGCCACACCUCCCCCGAGCCCGACGAUACCUCAUUCAGCCUCUCGUCGCUGUCGGAGAAGAACGCCUCGGACAGCUUGUGAUGCCUCGUUCUGCAGGACACAGCAGAAACCCCAGGGAGUGCAGAGAGAGAGAGAGAGAGGGGCUUCUGCUCUGCAGAGCUCUCAGCCUGUGCUGGAGCCUCCUCACAGCCUGGCACUGCCCGGGAAUUGGCAGUGCUGGCUUUGGAAAAUGAAAGAGCUGGGUGAGGGAAGGGUUCACUGGUAGCAGCUUGGCCUCGGGUAGGAUUGACUCUGACUCUCCAGAACAGCUCUGGCUCUGUAGCAAAGUCUUUUUGAGCAGGGAUGCAAGAGUGGGAAACACACACGGUGAGUUCUCCAGCUCCACGUGCUCCCCAGGCCUGUUUAUUAUAUUUUUCCCCAUUUUUACUCAGGUAGGUGGACUAAAAAUUGGGGAUCCAAAUAGAAUAACAGGCUUUCUCUGAGUUGUGCUUGAAAACCUGAAAUUAAACUGAAGUGGUUUUUGUUUUUUGAUUUGAGAUUGUUAAAUCUUCCAUUUUUCUGACCAAAAUAGCUGAAAAAACCUUGAAAGGCUAACUGAAAAAAACUGAAUUAUCAUGAAUAAAUUAUUAAUGCAAAGAAGCAGUGAUAAGUGUUGGAAGAAAUGAGGUGGAAAUGGGAACCCUGAUAGCUGCAGGACACAACUUCCUAAUACAGUAGCAAUGGGAUUGAGUGUUUACACUCUUUAAUGAUUGUAGUCACAGUUUUUAUUUGUCAAAGCCUGAAUGCUAAAAUACUGCUUAUUAUUUUAAUUCUUGGGUAUUUUUCCACAAACUUUGCUCCAUUUUACCAAGCCAGUCAGAAUCAGAAUUCCACAGCUGUCAUUGCAUCCUGAAAGGUUUUCCAGCGUUGGAAGGGAGCUCUGCAGAUCUGGUUUGAAGCCCUGCCUGGUGCAGUUUUGGGCAAAUGCCAUUUCUAAGCUGUGAUGUGGAUUGCAGGCAGGGGCUGGACUGAAUUUCUGCUUUCCCAGAGCUGUUGGCACUGAAUCCCUUCAGCCCUGGGUGGGGAGGCUGUGCAGGGAUGUCCAGGUGGGUGCAGUGGGCUGUGUUGGUGUCCAGGGGAUGCCUGGCCAAGGCAGGUCUCAGUCCUGGAGCUCUUCUCCUCCAGGAUGGUUCUGUGGGAUGCUCCAGGUGCUGCCCAUGGCAUUGAUGCUCCAAUUCCACCCUGGAUAUCCCUCAGCAAGCAUUUUUCACACAGGUACUUCAGUGUGGUAAAAACCCUGAUCUUCCCAUUUUAUGCCAAAUAAUAAUUGACUCUGGGGAAUCCUUUUUCAAAUUAAGUAAUCCCCUUAAUUUCAGUGGGAGGUCCAAGGUGUAGCUCAGAAAAUCCAGAGUGUUGGGGAAAUCACACCUUUUUUUCCUUUAAUACUGGGAUUAGACUCAGGUUUAGGGUUUUUUUCAGUCUCAUCAGUUCCUCUCUAAUCACUUGUACAGCUCUUUCUGUUUAGUAUCAGUAGUGAGCUCUGUUCUUUCAGGUUUUUAGUCUCUCCUUGGGCAGGAGGAGCUUUUAGCAAUACUGUUAAAUACCAGCUGCAGAAAGGGCAGGAAUGGUUUUAAAAGGUGUUCUAAAAAACCAAAAGUCUCACAGUGUUACUCCCUGUACAGUUCUGUAAGUUCCCAGCAGAGCCACCUUUCCACAGGGAAAGCUCAGAGUUCCAGGCUGCUGGGCCUGUGUGUGAGCUGAGGCUUUAAAACUCUGAGUGGAAAGGAGGUUUGUGAGCAGAGCUCACAGUGCUGUCCUUCACAGGGAGGGAGGACAGAGCUGAGCUGGAAUUCUCUGAAAAACUCAUUUAUAAAGGGUUUUCUGUGCCAGGCUGACAAUGGUUUCUAUUGCUGUUCUCUUUAGACAGGAAAUUUGUGCCACUGACAAUGAAACCUCUUGUUUUCUGUGAUAAAUUAACAUAAAAUAGUGCUGGGAGUUGCCACUAUUUGGACCCUGCUUUCCUGCUUCUUCCACUUGAAUUCCCAUGAGAGAGAGCAGGAUACUCUUAACAGGAGUUCUCAAUUUCAUGGUCAAUUAAAUCAUCUGCCUUCCUGCAGGAAAAACUUCCAUUGAUGAUUCCUACUUUGCUGUCUUGCUGCUAUUUCACAUCCAAACAAACCGAAGGAAUGAAUUUUGAAUGAACUGUUGGCUAGAUACAAGCAGUGAUGUCAGCCCCUGUUCUCCAGGGAGCUGGGAUCCUCUUGGGUGUGCAGCUGAGAUGAGCUGCAGUCAGAGCCCACCCCAUCCCUGAGCAUGUUCUGUGGGGAGACAAAACACAGCCUGGGACACCUGACAGCACUACAGGAUAGCCAGGAAAAAAAAAAAGAGUAUGAAUUCUGUCCCUGAAUAACAAAAUCUGGGGAGGAAGAUGCUCCACAGCUCCUUGGCUGGGUUUUUUCAGUGUCUCUGUGUAUUUCCAGCAGAAAUGGAAUGGCUGCUGCCAUUAGAGGUGGUUAAAUGUUGGUGGAGAGCAGUGGGGGUGGCUCUGGGGUGGCUUUGGGGUCAGGGUGUUUCCCCUGUCUGUAGGGUGGUGACAAACACCUGCAGUAAGUGCAGUUCAUCAUUCCAUACCCUUCCACAGGAGAUGAGGCUCAUGCUGUGCUUUUCAGGGUGCCAGAAAUCAGCCCCCUUUCUGUCCCAGUGAGUGACUGAUGUGAAUUACCACUGCAGCAGAAGGGCCUGGUGCUGGUGGCUUUAUCACUUUCUGUGCCCAGGUACCAAUGUUUGACCAUCCUGCAGAAUCUUUGUCCAUGAACAAUGACUUCCCUGUCACUGUUCAUUCCCAAAGCACCCAUGGGACCAUCAGUGAUGCCUUUCAGAAGGUGGGAGGGUUGCCCAGAGCAGACACUACACAGAGGCAGCAGGGCUCUCCCUGGGGAGCUGGAUUGGCUGCUGGAAGGUUUGCUCAUGGUUAAACCCUGUUUCCUGGAGCUCUGCCUGCUUUCCUCUCCCUGCAGGUGGUGCUUCAGUCACAUCCAUAGGUCUGACAGGAGUAACAGCAGCAGGGAAUACUCCAAUAAAACAAUAAAUACUCCAGUAGGUGAAUUUGGGGCAGGUUUAAAGGUACCUGAGCAGAUGAACCAUACAAGGUUUCUGGAGUGCCCAGCCCUGGAGGCAGCUCUGCACUUUAAUCUCUCCAAGUAUUUCUUUUCACUAAGGCAAUAAAAAGUGUGAAAUGAGGAGUUUGGGGCUUUGCAGCCCUGUGAGUGAGGAAAAGAAUGUCCUGGUGGUGUCCUCACCUUGAACUGGGAGCAGCUUUGGAGAGUCUGCUGUGUGCUGCUGGGCUCAGACUGGGGAGGGGCUGGGACAAACCAGCAGCAUCCUGGACAUCGUGCUUGGGAAUGGGAAUCCCUGCUCCAGAGGGAUCUGCCCUCCCCUGGGGGAUCUCCUGCCACUGAGCACAGGCUCCUGCACCACUGACCUUCUGCUGGCUCUGCUCUCAGCCUGAGGGACAGGAUGUGCACGAAGGGAAUAGCACAGAAUUCCUGCCACAGGAGCAAUUCAUAGCCUGUUCCAGCCCAAAGCCUGAUGUCCAGGGGCUGAAGGGCUGGAGCCUGGCCAGACUCUGCCUUUUCUGCCCCAAAUCCUCCCAGCCUGGCUGAGCAAAGCUGGGGUGGUCAGUGAGCAGCCUGCACCUGCUGCAGAGAAACCAGCUGGGCUGUGCUGCUUGGUUCCUUAAUCAAGAAUGGUUUAUUCAUUGACUAAAGGUGAAAUCUGAGAAGUUUUGGGGUGAAAAAAAAUAGUCAAGGCAGCACAAGAAAAUGGGUGUUUUCCAUGGAAGAGCAGGAGUUUAGAGUGUGAGUGUUUAUUGCUCUGAGGAGCAGCAGCUGCUUUGUCAGAGGGCAGCAGGAACGGGGCAGAGCCUUGGGCUCCUGGGGGCUCUUUCCCCACAAAGGAGCAAAUCCUCCUGGCUGAAGGAGGUGUUCCUGGAAGGAAAACAGUUCAGGUCAGUGCUUUGGCUCUGGAACAGUUUCCCAUGUUACUGAAGGAAGUCACUAACUCUUUUCCAGCUCUGUUUUACAUUUUACACAACGCUACCUCUCAAACGUGACACCCCUUAAACCCACACAGAAAAUGUGAACUUAGGAAUUUUUUUUUAACCUUUUAUAGGCAAUAAAUUAUUCCCAACAUGCAUCCUUCAGUUUGUGUUUGGUUUUUGCUGAGUGUGAGCCAUUGCUUUGCUUUUAUUUUAAUGCUAUUUUUCUGUAUUUGCUCAUCACAAUCUGUGGAGAAGGAAAUAAUGGAAUAUUAGGGAGAAAAGCUUAGCAUAUGUUAAUGAGAGAAAAUAUUUCUGUUAAAGCUGAAGGAUGGUGGGGUGGCUGUGUUGAUUUUGGUGCAGUUACUGUGAGAAAUGGGUAUUAUCAUUAAUUCUGGUAUUAAUGACUGUUGGAACAUUGCUCAGUGCCUCCCUCAGAUGAUUUAAUCUGAGAGAGCAGUCAGUGAUCUCAGCACUGUAAGGAGAAGGGUUUUACACUUCCUGAGACAUCACAGCUCAUAAAUACCUCCACAGAUUUUUGUUUCACUUUCCUUUUUUUACCAUAACUUUAUAGAGACCUUGUAGAAAGAAUUUUGAAGUGUUAAAUGAAAAUGGGUCAGUAACAAACUGAGGUCAAAUGUAGAUUUAGACCACAUUUGUUUUUAAGUUUCAUCUGAAAAGACUUCCUUGAAUUUCCCCCAUCACUUUCUCUCCCUGGAGCUCAGGGAAGGGUGGCAGGAUGCACGAGGGGGAUGGAGGGAAUGAGGCACAAGGAGGCAGAAAUGAAGGGUGUGGGUUUUAGUCAAGAAAAUUUCAAUAAAAUCAAAGGUUUCUAUGCUGUGGAAAACAAGAGCUUCUGCUUUAUCUGCACAUUUUGUGAAAUACAAUUCAAAAAGUCAUUGGCAAAUCCACUGAGUUGUGCUGGGGGGAAAUUGUCUUCUCCAGUAGGAAUUUUAUAAUUUCUGGGGUUAUUUCUGGAAUUAGUGUGUGUGAACACAUGGAUGCAGAUUUACAAUGUGCACAGAUACACUGAACUUGAUCACAGCAGCUCUACAAAGGUAUUUUAACUUGAAAUGUUAAAGGAAUUCUUCUCAAAUAUAUUUUAUUUGCUUUAUUUUUGUGUCUUGCUGCGUAUCAGUUGUAUAGUUCUGAAAAUUAGUCAAAUACAUCCAUACAAAUAUGGUUUAUUAUUUAUGUCCUUGCAACUGGUAACUUUUAGGCUUGGAAAUUUAUGAAAAUGCCCAUAAUAAUGAUAUUUCUAAGUGAUCUUGGCAAAUAAACCAACUGCUGUAUUUAUGAAGAGAUAAUCUUCUGCCGUGAUAACUUCUGCUUUAUUUUCACUGUAGGAAUCAGUUUCAUUUUAAAAAAAUAUUCUGAAAAUUUAAAUAUUAUUGUAUAACUUGGAUGUUUUCCUUCACCUACAAAACAGGAUCAUUGAUGAUUUCAAAUCUUUCAUCAUUUCCUUUUGGGCAAUUCCUUAAGCUUUGUAACCCGAGCAUAUUCCUAAGUUUCUGUGUGAAAAUCACUAUUUAUAUUUCAUUUUUAUGAUUUGUAUCAGUACGUGUAGCAAAGAAACUACUACAAACCUUCAACAGAAGUACCUCCACAUGGUCCAGGACCCCUGACCUGGGCAUUCCAGUGCCACGUGCCCAGAGAAACAGUCCAGGCGUUUGUACUGAGUUGGUUUUCUGUGUAUAUAGAGGGUAUUUAUAAUCUUGUAUUAACAGAGUCAUCAUUGGAAAUGCUGAUUUCCUGCUUUAGAAGCCUGCUCAGCUAUUUUUAUAUAAAACGUUGGUCUUCGCCUUAAUUUUUUUUUUUUUUUGGUGAAAAGUUGUGCCAUAGAUAUUUUAACUUAUCCACAGAUCCUUUACAGAGUUUGCUUUUUCUCUUAAUUAAUUAUUUUUUCCUGAAAUGGUCCUAAUUUGUUUUCUCCUCCAAAUGCAUCUCAAGGUUGGUUUGCUUUCUCAAAUUUUUUUUGUUUGUUUUUUUGAAUUUUUGGAAGAUCCCUUCAUCUGCAUGCUUUGGUAGCUCAAGUUUUUCCUCUGUAGUUUAUUGUUUAUAGUUUAGAAGAACCUUUUAUUGAAACCCCCUGAAGUAAUGCUUGUACAAAUGUAUUUAGGGUGGCCCAGAUGGUCAGAGAAAAGGGCUAUUUAGCAUUGGUAAAUUUGUCUACUGACUCAAGGAUAUUUUUCUACGUCUGUCAAGUUUGGGACUAUGGAGAAAUGAAAUAAAGGUGAACUAACUCCUUUUCCUAUA